CACGAGCACGGAGGGGAAGUGCAAAGACGGAAGAAAGGACGCAGAAAUAAACUUGCCAACUUCUGGCUGACCGGCUAGAAAUCCAGUUAUAUGCUAUGUUACACAGAAACCGGCUGGCCGCGUUGAUAUAAGUGUAGUUAGCUAACCAAACGGCCCGACUCUCAGCUCGACAGCUGCUCCAGUUUUCAAACAGGCUGCUUCACCGACCUGAAGCCGCUAAACUCUCAUUUGCUCAGCUACUGUUAAAGCUCUGUGAUAACCACUGAAGUGUAUUAACGCGACACAACACCAGCUCGCACUCCCUGAAAGACUUUUUCUCUCUUUGUGGGGGAAAAAAAGUUGUCCGCGGCGGCGGCGGCGGAGGAGGAGCCGCCGACGAGGCCUGCAGUCGAGGCGGCUGCAUGUGUGAGGACCGCUGCGGGCGAGGAGUGACUCACACAACCAUAACCAAACAUGUCGGCCCAGGCACAGAUGAGAGCCAUGCUGGACCAGCUCAUGGGGACGGGGAGAGAUGGAGACACCAUGAGGCAGAGAAUAAAAUUCACAGAUGAGCGGGUCUGCAAAAGUCACCUUUUGGAUUCAUGUCCUCAUGAUAUUCUGUCAGGCACUAGAAUGGACCUGGGAGAGUGUAUGAAAGUCCAUGACCUGGCGCUCAGAGCAGACUACGAGAUUGCUUCUAAGGAGCAGGAGUACUUCUUUGAACUUGAUGCUGCUGAGCACCUUCAGUCUUUUAUCGCUGACUGUGACCGCAGGACUGAGCUGGCCAAGAAGAGACUAGCCGAGACGCAAGAUGAGAUCAGCGCAGAAGUGACAGCAAAGGCCGAACGUGUCCACGAGCUGAAUGAAGAGAUCGGGAAGCUGCUGGCCCGGGCGGAGCAGCUGGGAGGCGAGGGCAACGUAGAUGAGGCCCAGCAGUUGUUGGAAAAGGUGGAGAAGACUCGGGCCUUGAAGAAAGAAGCAGAGGAUGUGUACAGGAACUCGAUGCCAGCCUCCAGCUUUCAACAACAAAAACUACGGGUGUGUGAGGUGUGCUCAGCCUACUUGGGUCUCCAUGACAAUGAUCGUCGCCUUGCUGACCACUUUGGGGGCAAACUGCAUCUUGGUUUCAUUGAAAUCCGUGAGAAGCUUGAAAAGUUAAGGAAAGCUGUUAUUGAGAAACAAGAAAGAAUGCGAAUGAGAAGAAGAGAGGAACGUGAAAAAGAAGAUGAGAGAGAGCGACAGUGGGAGGUUGAACGGGAGCGAGAACGAGAGCGUGAAAGAGAGCGAGAAUGGGAGAGGGAGCGAGAACGGGAGCGGGACCGUAGGAGGUCAAGAUCUAGAAGUGGAGAUCGAUACAGGGAUGGAGGCAGUUCAUCCUCCCAUCGUUCAAGACGUCACCACUCCUCUCGUUCCAGAGAAGAAGGUGGAGACCGGGAUCGAGAUAGAGAGAGGAAACAUCGACACAAGGACAGGCACCGCUCACGCUCCCACUCUCACAGGCACAAAAGGAAGAGGUCUUCCAGAGACAGGUCAUCUAACACUCGUGACAGAGAGCGCUCGCUGUCCCAGGAGCCAUGUAAAGAGGGUGGAGGAGCAGGAGAGAACUGGCGUGACGAGAAGGCGGAUUUUGGAAACUGGGAGGACAGAGGGAGGUCCACUUCCCCGGACACAGCCAGGGGCCGGGAACGAGAGAGAUCCCUGUCGUUGGAGCGGGACCGACGCUCCAGCUCAGAGGAGCGAGAGUCGGGGGAGAUAUGAACAGAAGGGCCGAGAGUCCGGGGAGAUACGAACAGGAGGGGACGCCUCCAAAGUCUUUGAUUUGGAUAUAUUGUUUAGUCAAAGGAGCGUGGAGAGAUGAGUGUUGCUGCGAAUGUGUAUGUGUCUGCUUUGUAUGUGUGUUCAUGUUUAAAAUGGGACAUGUACAUUUGCGGGUUAGGCAGGUGGAAACUUUUCAUGGGGAUGAGGGAACAACUUCAGUGGUGGUGGUCGAGCUAACAUGCAAAGCAACUUUUAUAAGACAGUGGCGUUGAAUUGUGAGGCUUGAGUGGCGUGAAAGUACAGUCUUGUUUUUUUUUUUAAUGCCAUCUUGUUGAUCUUGUGUACAGUUAUUUUGACAGUGAAAGAAGUGAGGAGACAGACGCCCUACUUUAAAUCUGUUUUUAUUUUACUCACAUGAAGUGCUGUUAUUUUUUUAUCAUUAGUUAAAUGUUAUUACUGUUUUCCCAUGUUCCAUUAGGAAUCUCAGUUUCAGUAGCUGUGGAUUUAUUUACACGGGUUGGACUCACUAAUGUGGCAUAACCCUCGCAGUAAUGUUUGAAAUGAGCUGUGAAUGACUGAAGGCACUUCUGAUGGUUGUGUUUUAUUUGCUGCCUUCAAGCCAUAACAAUCUCAUUUGGGAAAUCUGACACACACCCUUGAGCCUGCCUUUUUAAUUCAAGAUUCAAAAAACCUUGCUUGUCACCUGAAAGAAGUCAUCCAAAUGUGCCCACUCCGUUCUUGACAUGUGUAUGCAUAUAGAUGAUGUGCAGAUUUACAUAUUGACACGAGGCCAAGGGAGUUGUGUCCUGUGUGCUGUGAUACGACCUGGAUGUACUGGGGGAAUCUACUUUGCUGUGCCACCAUAAACUGAAUAAAAUUU
Messenger RNA from Scomber japonicus (chub mackerel), 2617 nucleotides. Its product is annotated as LUC7 domain-containing protein. The transcript has 10 exons. Gene Ontology annotation, molecular function: mRNA binding. The record is from RefSeq and is a predicted model, not a curated record. Gene Ontology annotation, cellular component: U2-type prespliceosome; U1 snRNP. Lineage: Eukaryota; Metazoa; Chordata; Actinopteri; Scombriformes; Scombridae. The coding region runs from base 454 to 1737 and encodes 427 amino acids. Gene Ontology annotation, biological process: mRNA splice site recognition.